Molecule: messenger RNA, 12609 nt
Organism: Anas platyrhynchos (mallard)
Lineage: Eukaryota; Metazoa; Chordata; Aves; Anseriformes; Anatidae
Gene: FUT9
Product: fucosyltransferase 9
Cellular component (GO): membrane
Molecular function (GO): alpha-(1->3)-fucosyltransferase activity
Source: RefSeq, a predicted model, not a curated record
UCUAAUAUUCAUGUAUAGUUUUGUAUGUUACCAUGUCACUUUACCUGACAAAUAUUUAAUCAUCACUUUAACCAAGUAAGUAAGCCGUAACUUCCAUACUUUCUUAAGUAUUUUAUUCUGAUAUUUUCUUUGCAACAACAUUUUCAUUAAGUAUAUUUGAACCUGUGUUACUGAGGAUUUAUUCUAUUUCCUGGAUGGUUAUGUAUUUAUUUCAUAUUUGCAAUGGUCUAUUUGAUCCUGAUUCUGAAAGAUGGAGAAGAUUUUUAUAUCCACCACCCUGCAUUCUUCUUAUAUCAGCUCAGCUUAGUCUAUAGACAGGGUGUAGAGCAUUUCUGAUUUCAUCACAUUUCAUACUUCUAAUGACAAUACUUUUGUGCAAAGUCCACAAAGCAGAUUAAUCAUAGACAGGAAAGUGUCCUAAUCCCUUGGUUUUAUUUAUUGUUACUUUUUUUUGUUUGUUUGUUUUGUUUUUACGAUCACAUUAGAUUUUUAUCUGUGUUAAAGAAAUUUCAUUUAUUUGUUUAUUUUUGAAUAGCGGCAUUAGACUUUUCUGCAUACUAAAGCAAGAGCAUGCAAAUUUUUACUGGACAAAAAGACCUUGGCCCUAGAAUGAAUUGAUCUUGUUCAUUGAAAGUAAAGAGAGCAGUAUUUAACUACGAGUUUUUGCUGCUCUGAUUUCACUGCCUUUUGUAUAUCCUAUCAGGUCAUAAUAAUGUUCUGUAAGGUGAUUGACCAAAAACAACAAAAUUAUCAGAAAACUUGGUACUGUCCUUUAAAAUAAUUAUUUGGAGAGUUUGCUUUUAUUUUGAAUCAGCAGAUCAGGUUUUUCUUGCUGUUAUGAACCAGAAUAAGGCUUUGUAGAAAAUUUAGCUCAAUGGGAAUUAUGCUCAAAUCCCAUUCAUUUCUAUGUGAGAAAAACUCAGGGAAAUUUUGUGUGAUUUUUUUUCUGGCUGCAUAAUGUACGAUUCUAUGUCUGAGCAGCAGUCGUACAAGAAACAAAUUGCUUCAGAGGUACACCUACUCUUAUUUUUUUAUGUUGGGGAACUUGUGAGUCUUGCAUUUGCUCAUCAAGACCAAGAAAUACAAGCUUCCCCAAUCAGGUAGGGGUCUUAAUGCUUGUUUACAGCAAGGCAGGCUAUACAGUUAUUCAAAAACAAAGCUUCUGACCCCAAAGGUAAUAGAGAUAAGUAAAAUAUCAGGAGAGAUUCAAGUCAAAAAUGAGAAGUGUUUAUACACAUACAUCGUGUUUAUAUGGGUUAGGCUAUUUUAAAUUAUCUGUGUCACAGUGUUCACAGAAUGUGAGGUAAUAAGAAAGGUCAUUUUAGACAGUUUAUUCUAUUGGGAUUUUGUUGGACAUCAAGCUUCAAGAACCUUAUAGAUUGCUUGUUUCACAAUGUUUAAUUUUUGCUUGUGACAUCACUGUAAGAUCAUAGGCUAAUUCAUGCUCUUUACUCCUGGGUGAAAAACUAUGGUGGAUGGUCUCACAGCUUACUUGAGUAACCUGCCUUUCACCAGGGACCUCUUUCUUACAAAUGAACCAUUUGUAAAAAUUUCAUAUUAAUCUAUGUUUGAUAAUAGCUGCUUUUUAUUGGCAUCAUCCUCAGGCACAAGAGUUAAAAUCAUUGCAUUUCAGUAUAAUCUAUUCUAAAUGUGUUGGGUGCCUUGCUAGGAAAGAAUGAAGUUCUGCUUUCUCUUUUUAUUCCAAAGUAUUUGCAUGAGCUCUUAGUUCUCCAAGCUGUGCCUCAGCACUACAGUUAAAAUCACUUUUUCUUGCACGUAUGCGGGAGCAGACCACAGCUGAGCUGUGAGCUAACCCAGACUUUGCUGUGUGCCCUGCCUGUGAUAAGGAGCAGGUAUUUGUAUGCAGGACUCAUCCUAGGAUAUGGUCAUGGGGAUAGCAAUCAUCCACUCACCGUCUCCUUUCCUUUUAAUACCAGAAAGGAUACAUACCACCUUCCUCUAGCUUGCAUUGAUAAAUCAAACAGGUGGGAAGUUCAACUUGCUCAGCUGCAUCAGAUAUUUGAAGAAGUUGAAGACCUUUAUCAGCACACUCCAGUUCAAAGUAAUAAUCCAUAAAGUACAGCCAAUAAUGUCAAGAAAGUGUUUGAAUUAAAAAGGCCAUUUAACUCAGUAUAUUGAAUACAACUAUGCUGAAAAUUUUUAGAGACGUUUGCUGGCAAUUACUUGUUGAUUCAAAAUGGUAGUACUUGUACAUCAUUAAUAUUGCUGUGUAAUUGCCAAUUAUCAAUUAUCAAUUGAUGAUGACAAUUCAUCAUCAUCAGUUAGAGUGCAUUUCAUACGCAUUUGGGGUAUAUAUGCAGCCUUCUUCUUUUAACCACUGACUGAAAGAUUUGCAUAGAAUAACAUCUGAGGUAGCCAGAUUCUGUGUGGGACAGAUCUGUACUUCAGGAGACAUUCACCUUCAAAACAAAUCUUGUCUGUUUCCUAACAGCGUUAUAUCCAGCUGCAACUUGCGUCCCCCACCUUCCAACCCAGAAAGGACUGACCUAAGACCAAAAGAGGGUUAAUGAUUCUCCAUUACAAGGGGAAAACAAAUUAUGACAUCGACAUCUAAAGGAAUUUUCCGGCCAUUUUUGAUUAUCUUCAUUGUCCUUGGUUGUUUCAUGGCAUUUAUACUAAUUUAUAUUAAACCGACAAACAGCUGGAUCUCUGGUCCUAUAGAAUCAGCCAGCUCAGUUUUGAAAAUGAAGAGCUUCUUUUCUUCCAAAACUGAUAAUGUUAAUGAGACUACUAUUUUGAUCUGGGUUUGGCCAUUUGGUCAGACAUUUGAUCUAACAUCCUGCCAAACAAUGUUCAACAUCCAUGGGUGCCAUCUGACUAUUGACCGCUCACUAUAUAACAAAUCCCACGCAGUUCUCAUUCAUCACAGGGACAUUAGCUGGGAUCUGACUAAUUUACCUCAGCAAGCCAGGCCACCAUUCCAGAAAUGGAUUUGGAUGAACUUGGAGUCUCCAACACAUACUCCUCAAAAGAGUGGCAUUGAACACCUUUUUAACCUGACCCUGACUUAUCGGCGUGAUUCAGAUAUUCAGGUGCCUUAUGGCUUCAUGAUGGUUGGUACAAGUUCCUUUACAUAUGAAGUGCCAAGUAAAGAAAACUUGGUGUGUUGGGUUGUAAGUAACUGGAAUCCUGAGCAUGCUCGAGUCAAGUAUUACAAUGAGCUUAGCAAAUACAUUGAAAUCCAUACCUAUGGGCAAGCCUUCGGAGACUACGUCAAUGAUAAAAACUUAAUUCCAACUAUCUCUACUUGUAAAUUCUACCUUUCAUUUGAAAAUUCAAUCCACAAAGAUUAUAUUACUGAGAAACUUUACAAUGCCCUUCUGGCUGGAUCAGUACCAGUUGUACUGGGCCCUUCCAGAGAAAACUAUGAGAAUUACAUUCCAUCAGAUUCUUUCAUACACGUGGAAGAUUUUCUCUCCCCAAGAGAGCUGGCAGAAUAUCUUCUAAUGCUUGACAAAAAUAACAAGAUGUACCUUAGUUAUUUCAACUGGAAGAAGGAUUUCUCGGUGCAUCUUCCUAGGUUUUGGGAAUCACAUGCAUGUCUUGCUUGUGAUCAUGUGAAAAGACACCAGGAAUACAAGUCAAUUGGAAAUUUAGAAAAAUGGUUUUGGAAUUAAUGUGUGUGUGUGUGUAUGUGUGUGUGUGUGCGCACGUACGUGUGCACUUUUUUGAAGAAGCCAGAAGGAUCUUUAGUCCAAGUGGAGAGGAAAGGAAUAAGAAAAGAAAAGAAGGAAGAGAAAACCUUAUGUCAUGGUUUAUCAGCUAUCCUCUCUUGGCUGUCCUAUUUAUAUUUUGUAAGAGAUUUUAAAGAUCAUGAGCAGCAGUCAUCAAUACUCAGUUUUAAAUUAUAAUGUACAUACUAAUUAUGUGCACUGAAGAAUAUUUGAUUGUUUACUAUAAUUUUUAAACAAGAUUUUUCACAUUGUCUAUGAAGUAUGCCUCAUUCUUGCACAUAAAGUGGUGAUUUUUAACAUUUGUUUUUUUCCUUUUUUUUUAAAGAUUUUAUUUGCUUUUUAAUCUAUUUGGAAAAUGAGGACACAACUCUUAAAUGCCAUAGAGAAUUUUACGAACAUAAUUUUCUGUUCUAUUCUGAAAUGUGUGUAAUGUUUUAAAAAACAGUAACUUUUUUAUGGGUCAUCUUAUAUUUUAGGAACACAGUGAAGUUCAAUAUCUGUCAUUAUUUCAGUGUGAUCAAUUGCACCCCUUUUUAAGGGUGCAGAAUGUAGAAAUACAGUUUUUAAAAGGUAUUACAAUAGCAGACGCUCUGUUUCUAAAAAGGAUGAGUUUCCGAAGAAACAGCUCCUAGAGUUACUUUAGUAAUACGUUUGUUACCCUCCAAAGAGUAGAGAAGCCAGAUAUAAACAAGAUGAACAAUCGUAGUGAUCAAAGCCCGAUUCAUCCAACUUUUGAAUGCAUUUAAAUGCAGCAUGUCCUUAAUUUUCCUGGUGUAUCAAGUAUUGUUUACCUGAAUCAGGGCUGUAAUUGGUGAUAUAUUGAUACAGAAGUAAAUGGAUUUUAAUAUAGGCAUUUGAUCGCGUAGACUCAUGCACUGAAUUUAGCUGGUAAUAGUAACCUUUAAGAAAUAGCUUGUUAAAAGAUUCUAGAAAUUUCUCUCUGUUGUUUUGUUGUUUUUUUUUGUUUUUUUUGUUUUUAAUUGUUAAAUUUCUCUCAAAUUCUGUAAAGAUCUGUUGAACUGUAAUUAUAGUUGGACAACUUGCUGAGUAGCAAGUUUCUUUUCUGAAAGAAAUAUGCUGAAAAUCAGUAAAUAAGUUAUCAAGAUGACAUAUUCAACCAUUCAACUCAUUAUGCUAAUGAGUUUUGUUUUCUGAAAAUAUUUUGUGUGACAGGUAUAAACAAAUGCAUUCUUAAGAACAGUAGAUGCUUUCAAAAUCUGAAUAUACAAACAGGUUUUUAAGUAUUAAAUUUGCUCUGAUAACAAAUACAGAAAUGUGAUGAUUGUCAUGAUUGUUCAAAAUAUGUCUGUUUCUAAUGUGUGUUAUUUGAUUUUAUUACUUUUUUUCUUUCAACAGCUAAGACUUAAAUUCUGGAUUGCUGUGUAUAGUACAAGGUUAGUUUAAUGAUGUAGGACAUACGGAUAUAUUUUGGUACCAACUGAAAACCAAUCAGCUUAGUUUUUUAGGUCAAAAUAUUACAGAGUACAGUUUCUACUGAGUUGCAGUCAGUUCUCAGAAUCUUGUGUCUACUAUUUUGAUAUGUUUUAAAAUCAUACUAGAAAUGUGAAUUCUUUUCUGACUAUGUUAUCUUUUAUUUAAACUACAGAAAGUUGUAAAAGAAAUGUUAAAAGGUACAAACUCACUGGUAAGCAUCACACGGUAAAAUUAGUACAUUGUUUCAAUAGUUAACAGAUGAACAUUGAGUUCAAACUUUUGAGACUUAUCCCUAAGAAAAAGAAAAUAACAUGUAAAAAGCUUGAAACAUGAAGGUGUAAGAUGCUUUUCAUUUACUGUGAACAAAUACAUGUCCUGCUACUAAAGUAAGGCCUGGUAAAAGAAGCUACAUACAGAAAAGAAUGAAAAAAGUCUAACGGUUUAACUGGAAAAACUUCUAGUUAUGUGAUGUAGAAGACCUUGAUCGAGCAAUUUAAUUGAUAAGUACUUAAGAUUAAACUUGCAGACAACAAGUGUGCUGCAAUAAUGAAUCAAGUUGUAAGUGAUGAUUAACAAACAAUAAAGUGAUUUAUGAGAUACUUUGUUUACCCCAGGCUGGAACAGAAACAUGGAAGGCUGUAAGAAUAAUAUACUUACAUUUCUAAACUCAGAAACUCCUCUGAAAAUCUUAUAGAAACACUUGUGUUCUCCCUAUGUCUCCAUUUAGAUAUUUAUUUAUACUGUGUAUUGCUGUCUUAAAAAACUAAUUUACAAGAUACUGUGAACCUCCUAAAUUCACCAGCAUUCCAGUAGGAAACAAGAUGGGCUUACCUUGCAAAUUUAUGCAAUAUAAGGAAACCCAGUCUUCUAAAACCAGUGUUGACAUUGUCGUAAUGUGAAUAAUAUUUCUAUCAUUUUGAAGGCAUGUGCCUAUUACCCACAGGAACAAAACCUUUCUGUUUCUUCAUACUUUUUGUUUUCAGGGCUGUGAAAUUCUCAGCUGCUGAAUAUGGCACUGCUUUGGCUAGAUUACCUGAUUUCUUUGAUGCUGGAAUUUUAAAAUUCUUUGCAUUGACCUCAGUGGAAGUAUAUUCACCCAUUGGUGAACAUGUACUGUCUCUUAUUUCAUUCCUCAUUCCAGAUAGCAGGAGGUGUGCUAGGCAUUACAAGGCCUUAGUCAGAGGAGACUAAUUCCUUGGCUUCAAGAUUCAUCUGAUAAAUUCUUAUAUUAAUAACAAGUAAGCACAAUAAUGAGAUGAGAUGGGAAUAUAUAUUACUCGUUACUAAAAAGAUCAAUAGGAGUAUACACUGGAAAGUUUUGAAAUAUAUGCUACGUGUUAAGCCUGUAAGUAAUAUUGUUACUUCUGUGAGCACUGGAUCCAGUCAGCGUGGCUAAUCUUGUGCUGAAUUUUAAGGUACAUGACAGUCUUUUGCUGGAACUGGAAACAGUCAUUCUUGUCACAAAAACUCUACACAAGCUUGUGUAGAUACUUUGCCUUGAGGAUGCAUUACUUGAAUUAUUUCAAAGAUUAAUAAAACGGGAGAAAUUUAAACCAGAUUGAAAUGACUAAGAAUCAUGAUCAAAUCCUAACACAAGACAUGGCCCUAAUGUCUCACUGAUAUUCCUGAAGUGUGUGGUCUGGAACAAAAGUGAGUCAGUCAUUUUAUGAAGAUUUUAAGGGGAUCUACGUGUAUGUAUUGUCAAGACUUAAGCAGUCCUGAAUGUAAAGAGCUUUGCUGACAGAAGCUGUAACAUCUUCAGACAUAUCCAGCCUAGGUGGUAAAUGAUGGAAAAAAUGGUUGUAAAUUAUCUGGACUUCAUGCAUGCAAAAAUGCAAUCUGCCUGGACCUACACACCUAACUAACAGAAGACUGAUUCCAGUCUGUUUAUGCUUUCUAUGUGCCAUCCUAAAUGAACAAUUAGUGUAAUGGGUUCAAAUAGUAAAUCCCUGUGAAGGAGAAUGGGCAUAAACAAUUAAUUAUGGAAAGAAAAAUUACACGGAAUUAGAUAAAAUGGAAAACAAGGCAUUAUUUAUGCCAUGGUACCACUGUCAAAAGAAGAUACUUGUACAAUAAAAGAGAAAUUAAAGAUGAGAAAUCACAUCAAUUCUUACUAUUUUCUUAACAAUUUUAUUUAGCCAGUCAGUUCAUUUUAUUUGCCGGCCAAGUAACCCAGCAGCAUGCUUACUUGUCACAUAUUACAUCGUCAGUCAUUGAAGACAGAGAGUAAUCAUUAUUCUUUCUUUUACUAUACCUUCGUUUGGUUGUUCUUAGGCACUCUGUGCUAUGCUGAACUAUCAACAUUAUACUGUCUUAAUCAGUGUGGAAAAUAAGAUCCAAAACAGAUAAAAUGCUAACAGCAGAUGCAUUGCUCUCCCACUGAAUGUGAAGAGAUGUCAGACAAACUGGCAGCAGAUCCUUCUAAAGAAGACUUUUCCUUUCAUUUCACCAACACUCAAUGACUAUAGCAGCUCAUGCUCAAUGUGAGAUCUCCCUUCCUUAGCAAAUUCGGGUUCCUAGUUUCUUUGAAUGCCUCUUAUCAUCCAAGGUGGCUGUGAUUGCAAUGAAUAAGCAGCCUGAGCGAGGCCCACAGACUGUGCAAGAAAGAACCAGCAACAUAUUUGUUUUUUAAGAAAUAUAUUAAAUGAAAUGAAAGACCGAGAGAGCUAGAAUAUGUAUGUGGGGCUGCGGAUUUCAUGCAGACUGAGCACUAUCUGUGUAACUGGCACUGCUGAUCACAGUAAACAGAUGGUUACUGGCUCUAGCUAUUUAUGUUCACUUUCAACCUGGAACUGAAGAAGGAAAAGGAAAAGGAAAAGGAAAAGGAAAAGGAAAAGGAAAAGGAAAAGGAAAAGGAAAAGGAAAAGGAAAAGGAAAAGGAAAAGGAAAAGGAAAAGGAAAAGGAAAAGGAAAAGGAAAAGGACCAUAUAAUUUUCUCUAAUCAGGCAUCAGUUAAAUAACUAAAAACUGUUACUGGUUAUUCAAAAAUGACACUCCUGUUAGCGUUGUAUUAUCUCUUUUAUUAGAUAAAAAAUAACAUUCGGGGUGGAAGACUGAAGUCUGUCAGUAUGCUAAUCAUAUUUCCUAUUUGAUAUAAAGAAUUCUUAUUAUCUUUUCUUUUUUGAUUUUGAAAUAAAUCUUUCUGCACUUAUGCAACAAUGCUUUGUGGACCUCAUUCAGAAAGGACCUUAAGCACAUGCAUAUGACCAUGAGACUCAAGCACAUGCUUAAAUUUAAAAUCAUCUUAAGUGCUUUAAUGCAAUGGGGCUUCUAACAGUAUAUUUUUUACUGUCUUUGGGAAUGGUGCCAGAGAGCACAGUCUAUAGCAUAGGCCUUGUGUUUCCUUUUAAUAUCCAUGAGUCUAUUCUGUGAGUAAACUGGCUACUCCAAACUGAAAACUCUUCAGACUAAUUCUAGCUUAGUGCUUAUCCAUCAGAUGUUGGCCCUACUCUUCUGCUUCAGCAUAUAACAUGUGCAUCAUCACCUCAUAUCUUCCACUCAGUAUGGCACCCCACCUUACAACCUCCCUGUGCUGUGCACUUAGAUGUUGAAUACAGAGGUGAGAGGAGCUGAGGCUUGCUGAGAUGGUAUUUAGAAUAUUCUCCUAGGAAGAAAGUAUAAAACCUGGUCACAUCUGCUUCAUUUGACCCAGACCAAGUACGUCCUAGAGGCAAUGAGUCUAAUCAUAGAACAAUCAUAGAAUAUCCUGAGUUGGUAGGGACCCAUGAAGAUCAUCAAGUCCAACUCCUGACUCCACACAGGGCAACCUAGGAGUUAAACCAUGUAUCUAAGAGUAUUGUCCAAAUGCUAUUUGAACAUCUAAAUGUGAACCCCUGAUUUACUUCUUAUUUUCUUUCUGAGGAUAAGAAAAGGCAUAUAAUUGAAAAACAGCACAUGGUUUUAUUCCCACUGUUGAGGAAAUGUUUGCAUUCUUCAUCUUAGAGAAGCAUACAACCAGAAACAACUGAGUUGUAAGUAAAUUAAUUGGACUACUGAUUUAUACUAAACUAGAGUUUUAGGAACUAGAGGUCGACAGCCUGGGAGAGACAGAGAACACAAGUGUGUCUGCGCACACAGGGAGGCUUCUGACCUCUUUAAAUCUAAUGGUGGAAGUUAGUCAAAUAUUCAAGUGCUUCCUUCAUCCAAACCAGUAAAUUAUUGAGAAGAGAAUCUAGGUGAAGUACUUGUUUAUCUAACAGUUGGUGGGUAUUCUUAUUAACAAUGGGUGACAAUUCUACUUUCUUGUUUGUUGUUUUGUUUUUCUGAUAUAAGUGUUUUUUUUGGAUGUUAGACCACAAUCAAUACAAAUACAAUUCAUUCAAAAUGGUUGUUUAAGCUUCAUCUUUUACUCCUUGCUCAGGCAAAUAUUCCACCGAAGUCAGUAGCUGAUAUGGGACAUUCCCAAAUGGGACAUUCCCAAACAUUCAUACAGGAUGAGCCCAGAGUGGAAUGGCUGGGGUAAAAAGCAACCUUCUUAUUUGUGGAUGUUUUCCUUAUAAUAUAUGAAUAAAUGGUUCUAGUGCUACAGCCCAUUCUAACUUCAAAGAAUCAGUGUAACAUUCAUACUGGUUAGAUAUGUUCAUAAAAAGUACAGGAAUGCCAAGAAAUUGAUUAAAUAAACCAUGCAGUAGUAAUUUUAAUUCAUGGCACAAAUGCCACAGAGUGAUACAGAUAAUAAAACCAUAAACUCAUGAGAAAUAAUUAGUCCUAGAGACAUCAUCCUGUGGUUUUUGUAUUGGAAAAAGUCACUUAAUUACUCUAUUGGAAAGCUAUUUAAUUGAGAAACCUUUAUGUUGCCAUAUUCCCCAUGCAAUUUACUGAACCCAAUAGUUUCUGUGCAGUGAAGAGUUCAGAGAUUUGGUCACAUGUCAGAGCCUUUCACCUCUGGGUUAAUUGCCUGAAUUAUGAGUAGGUUGGUGCAGGUGGCUAUUUGGGAACCUCUAGCAGGUGAUACUAUGAUCUCGACCAGGCUUCUCAUUCCUACUUUUAGCUAAGGAGGUAAAGAACUGAAGUCAUGUGAACUGAACUCAUAUGACAUCUUUGUGCAUUUCUCAGUGCACAGAGUGACCUAGGGUGCUCCCAGUCCUGCAGCCUGCACCACACCUGUUUGUGAUUACACAGAAGUCUCUGUUGUCUUCAAGAGUAUUGGCAUUUCUUUGAAGUAUAGUGCUUGUCUGUACAAAUGAAGUAUUCAUACCUGGGGGAACUCUUCAUUAACAUUCCUAAGUAAAUAAUUAGUAAAAAAAAAAAUAAUCUAAUCAUUGCAAAUUGGCAGGGAAAGCAAUUGUUGGUUAUUCUAUAUAUGAAUUAGUCCAGCAUAAAACAGGCUUUCAUGAAACCCUGUUCCCCUGACUUGAUACAGACAGUUUGGAUCUAUAUACAAGGACAUGCACGACAGCAAAAUGUGAAAGAUAUACCAUAAACUAAUGCUUUGAAAUUGGGAUAAAUUUCCUAUAGAGCCUUGAAGCUGUAACUAACCACUUAGCUGUCACCAAAUGAAAAUAUUCCUUUUCCUUAUAACAUGGUAUGAAAAGCCAGUCUGAUAUAUGUAUGCUGUUCGGUAAAUAAUUUAACCACAAAAUCUGUAUUUUCCUUUGCUGUUUCCUUUUGUAAUGCAUAUGUUAAAUGAGAUUAAAAAGUAUGGAAAGUUAACUCCCUUGGUGCAGGUUAAUGUUUCAAGGAUUCAGUGGAUAUCCUGAAGACAACAAAAUGAGAAGAUUUUCCAUCUAUACAAAAUUCUAAUGUGCCAAACUGCUUCCAGUGAAUAAUAAUAAUAAUAAUUUAAAAAUAAAAUAAAAAGUUAUGUAUGUCUUUUUAUUAGGAUUUGCAAAAUCUUCUAUUAAUGCACUGUAAUUUUGCACUAUUUUAUAAGAAAAUAAAAAAAAAAAAGAGGGAAAAAGAAAAAAAAAAGGAACUGACAAAGAAACAGAAAAAAAAUCUAAAAAUAGAUGCCAAAUGUAUAGUUUGUAAAAUACUAUUUUUCUUAUAUAAGGUGUCAUCAUAUAGUGAAUCUAACUGUGUUAAUGUAAACUGUGAAAAAUGUGAUGUACUGUUGUGACACAGCCUGUCAAGGGCCAUUUCUAACACACAGACUAGUCACCUGGACUUGUUUAUAUAUGAAACAUAUUCAUAAAUCUGAUAUCACUUUUAUACUUAUUUUUUGUAGUCUAUUUUUCCACAUUUACAACACAACUGUUAUUUUAUAUCAAACAUUAAUUUUGCUUUAAAAUAUUGUUUAAAUAGCUGGGUGGGUGUCUUAAAUGUGCCAGAUGUUCAAAACUGUAACAAGGUACUUCAGAAACUAUUCUCUGCAAAGCUAUAAUGCUGCUGAAAUUCAAAAUGUUUUGUUGAACAAACAGGCAUACUGUCAAUAAACAAUGGUUUUUGGUCCAUGAUAAUGAUGAUAAUGCUACAUUUGCUAGGAUAAAUGCCUGGUAGUUAUGAGCUGCAUUUCCCUAUCUUUCUCUCUGUUGGAGAAACAAUACUGGGUGCCAUAGCUGAAUGUCAUAGAUAUUCAGCCACUUGCAUGAUGUGCCAUAGACUUGACCUCCAAAACAUAUUGACAAGAAUUAGGAGAAAAACCCUAAAGCUGCUUGUCCUGAUUCAAACCCACUUUGGGCACGGAUCAUGGGAUUGCACUCAGGACUGGCACAAUCUCUGUAAAGAUAGUAAGUUCUCUAUGUAGAAACAUGGGACAUUUACUCUCCUAGUGAAAGAUCAGGACCAAAGUUCCUUUCUUGUUUAUUUGAGCUUACACACAUAACAUUGAAUGGGAUCUGAUAUGAACCCUUUAUUCAUGUUCUCAACUAAUAAUAUUUCUUGUACUGACAACUUAAUCUUUUAUAUGUUUUAAAUAGCAUACAUAAUGCAUAAUUCAUGUGUAAGAAAUAGUAACUAUGGAAAACUUAAUUUUAAUAAAAGAAUGAAAACCAUUCUUAUCUGCAGGCACAUUUUAAGAUGCCAUGUCAAAAGGAAAUAUUGUAAAAAGCUGUAUUUUUUAUUUGUUAGUGACUGUAUAUUUUGCCCCAUGAUGUUUUAUAACAGGAAUUCUACCAAACUGUUUCUUUGUUACCUUCGAACAAUAUCGUCACCCUGAGAUGCAUCUGAAAAAUGUAGAGGUUUAACCACUGAUGUUUUUCCGUAUAUUUUUAAUUUGAUGUUGUUGUUAAUCUUUGUUCUAAUUAUGUAUAACUAUGGUCAGAAUUUUAAACACAAUUUGACUGCAGUCAGAAGAUACCUACUGUAUGAAACCAUAGGUAACUGUAACCAUUUCAAGGACUUUCAUCAUUUAUGUGAAAUUAAUCUUUCUGAACUCUGAUCCUGACAUGGUUAACAAGCAGCUCACUGACUCUUAUUUAUUGAGCACUGGAAUUCACCCCAAAGGAUAAACACUGAAUUAUGUAAAUAAUAGUGCUCUAUAUAAGCCUAACAAAUUAUUGUAAUAGGUAUAUUUAAAAUAAAAGAAAACAUUCUAAGUGUA